AUGUUCUCCUCUCCUAUACCCCGGCUCCUCUCUGUGCUGCUGGCGGCAUGGACCCUGCUCGCAGCGGCACAAGACGAUAUACGCUCGGUGAAUCUUCGAACGCAUAGCUUGCAAGAGCCCUACCUCGAUGGCGAAAUGCAAUCACGAUGGUGGGAUUUUGGCGGCUCGACCAUCAUCCGCCAAGACCAGUACGUCCGUCUGACGGCCUCACGCCCCUCGCAAGCGGGGUGGAUCUUUAGCAAAGUCCCCUUGACCGCCACGAACUGGGAAAUCGAAGUCGAGUUCCAAAUCUCGGGCACGGGCAGCUUGUUCGGGGACGGAAUGGCAAUGUGGGUGACGAAGCAGCGGGCGGAGAUGGGCCCGGUGUUUGGCAUGAAAGAUCAGUUCGAGGGCUUGGGAAUCUUCUUCGACACAUACAAGAACAACCGGCCAGGCGUCGUCUUCCCGUACGUCAUGGCGAUGCUGGGCGACGACCGCACUCCGUACGAUCAGGCCAACGAUGGCAAGUCGAAUGAGCUCGCGGGCUGCUCGGCGCGAGGCAUUCGCAACGCGGAUACGCCGACCAAGGCGAAGGUGACGUACUUCCAGGACAAGCAGUUGACCGUCGACCUGAUGUACAAGAACGAGGAGGACUGGACGCGGUGCUUCGAGGUGUCCAAUGUCCGAUUGCCCUCGGUGUCGUAUUUGGGCUUCUCGGCGGAGACGGGAGAGCUCAGCGACAACCACGACAUCAUCAGCGUGACGACGAAGAAUCUCUACUCGGCAGGCGGAUCGGGUGCAGGGAGCAGCGACAGCCGCAGGAAGAGUCGGGGAAGAGGGGGAGCGCAGUCGAAGAGCAGUGGAGGCUGGGGCUGGUUCUUCUUCCGCUUUGUGAUCUUUGGACUGCUCGUGGCAGGCGCAUGGAUUGGUUACACCGCUUAUCGCGCCAGGCAGAGGGACAGGUUCUAG
Neohortaea acidophila is the source of this 948-nucleotide messenger RNA. RefSeq names its product legume-like lectin family-domain-containing protein. Gene Ontology annotation, biological process: Golgi organization; endoplasmic reticulum organization; endoplasmic reticulum to Golgi vesicle-mediated transport. Lineage: Eukaryota; Fungi; Ascomycota; Dothideomycetes; Mycosphaerellales; Teratosphaeriaceae. The record is from RefSeq and is a predicted model, not a curated record. Bases 1 to 948 code for a protein of 315 amino acids. Gene Ontology annotation, cellular component: COPII-coated ER to Golgi transport vesicle; endoplasmic reticulum membrane; endoplasmic reticulum-Golgi intermediate compartment. Gene Ontology annotation, molecular function: D-mannose binding. The transcript is spliced from 2 exons.